UUCCUUACCGCCAAACAAUCCUCCGCCCUCUUUGCUCCAACAAACCCCGAAGACGAUGGCGAGGAAUGUCUGCACGAUUGCGAGACCUGCACAAUUUCGUAUCCUCGGAAAUUCGAGAUAGAUGAGGAUGAUAAACUGUACGGCGAGAUUCAAGGAUGGUCACGACACUUGAUCGUCGCAACGGGCAAAACAGACUGGGUGAGAGAUGUGGCCGAUGAGAAAGACAGCGUCAUGGAAGCUGUAGCAAAGCACACGGAAGCUGUGCAAGGCGGGAAAUUGAUGCUGUCUGCGAGCAACAUCCCCGUGCCAGAGAUUGUGGACGAGAAGGAGCAGCACAUCGGACCGUACGGAAAGGAGAGACCGACGACGGUGCUGCUGAUGCCGGCCUUUACAUUUGUCGACAACGUCCGUCCAAUCCACGUUCCUGAGCUCAUCACUUCAGUCAUCAACACCGCCACGACGAAUACGACACGUCUCGCACCGCAAAUCACGCCUACACAAUCACUCGACGCCCUGCCAGCGAACCUCAGUACCCGCCCGUGUCCUCAUCGUGCCGUCAUCCUCCUCUGCAGCCAAGCCACCCGAGAUGCACGGUGCGGACAGUCCGCUCCUCUGCUACGGCGUGAGCUAGAACGCCAUUUGCGACCACUGGGACUUUACCGCGAUUUGCACGACGAACGACCGGGUGGAGUGGGGAUAUACUUCAUCUCGCAUGUUGGCGGACACAAAUACUCAGCGAACAUGAUGGUGUACCGACGUGGCGACGAGCCGGACCAAGGUUCAGAGGGAAGUGUGGAGACGGGCAAGGCACCCGGUGAGGCGAUGCAGUGUAUUUGGUUGGCGAGGAUACGACCGGAGGAUUGUGAGAAUGUGGUGAGGUAUACGGUGUUACAGGGUAAGGUGGUGAAGCCGGAAAGGCAGUUGAGAGGUGGGUUUGAUCGAGGAAGGGCCAUUGUCAGUUGGUAA
This is a messenger RNA of Zymoseptoria tritici IPO323, 966 nucleotides long. RefSeq lists its product as uncharacterized. The transcript has a single exon. The record is from RefSeq and is a predicted model, not a curated record. Lineage: Eukaryota; Fungi; Ascomycota; Dothideomycetes; Mycosphaerellales; Mycosphaerellaceae. The annotation marks the transcript as partial.